AUGUUCACAGUCAGAUUUAGUAUGAAGCAUAAUUUCAAAGGCCAGCCAAAAGAUUGGCAACUAGGUCAUGCAUCCUAUCCCAGUCAGUCCUCCAGUCAGUCCUCCAGUCAGUCCUCCAGUCAGUCCUCCAGUCAGUCCUCCAGUCAGUCCUCCAGUCAGUCCUCCAGUCAGUCCUCCAGUCAGUCCUCCAGUCAGUCCUCCAGUCAGUCCUCCAGUCGCUACUUAACUGGCCUUCCCUCUCCCCUUCUCCCACUUGCCCCACCUCACCCCAUCGUUCUCUCACUAGUCCCUCCCCCAGCCGCUCACUCAAAAGUCCCUCUCUUUCUCCUCCCCAACUUGCACCACCUCCCCCUGCUUCCUACAGGGGUGCGCAACCUGCAGCAGUUCCUACUGCUGCCGUACUUCCUCUGUGCCCCAGCUCCCUCCCAAUGCUAUCCUCCGCAUUCCCACUGUGUUCCCUCCAUCCCCCCCUCUCCAAAUCCCCCUCACCACCCCUGCAAGCAGACAGGGGUGCGCAACCUGCUGCAGUUCCUGCAGCUGCUGCCCAUCCGCCUGCUCUCCAGGCAGAUUGACAUACAAGCACACGUGACACAAGCACUGGCAGCCUCCCUCUAUAAUCACACUGCAGCCGCUCCUGCCAACUGGAAGCUAGGCGAGGACGUGAGACAGCUAGCGGCCAGCAAAUAUCGGCUGCUUCUGCCACCGAUCGCCAUAGGAGGAGGCCUAGCGUUCAGACUCCACAGCCCCCCCACUUCCACCUCCACCGCCUCUCCCGCGCUUCCCUUCUCAAUCCUCCAUCCUCCCUCACUCGCUGCCAAUCUCCCGUUCUUCGUCUCUGCGUUCUCUUUCGACCUUUCCACCCUAACCUUCCACCAACGGCCCUCCUCCCUGGCCAGCUUCCACGAACCUUCCUCACCCACCCCUUCCACCCGCCAUGCUGACUCAUCACCGGCGUUCUCCUCGCACGGGCCUCAGUCGCUCACGCUGCGCCAGCUGGCCGCUCUCCUCCAAUCCACGCAUGCCAUGCUGUUCCUCCAGCACGCUGCAACGUCAGCGUGCAAGCUGAUAGCAGGGAAGCUGUCUCACCUGUCGAGGUUGCACGCGUCCACCCUGCCAGCACCACCAGUGGCUCAUUCACUUGCUUACUGUCCCUCAUGCUCCCUCAUGCUCUUCCUCGUUUUCCCUGUCGAGUCAUCUGAAAUUUCUCGUUUCCCACGCCCCCUUCCCUCCUCCCCUUCCCCCCUGACUCUUUCCCCACUUUCUCUCGCAUCCUUCCCUCCCUUUCAGGAGCUGCAAGCCUCAUCUCACCGCCCUUUCCUCACGCUCCCUGCCGCCAUUCCCCCGCUCUCCUUAAUUCUGGCUUCCAAGAAGCAGCUAGCGCAGCAGAGACGAGCAGAUGCAGUGGCGGGGGGUGGCAGGGACGGCCGUGUGGGGGACUUUUGCGUUGACUCACAUACCCUCCUUUUUCACACCCCCUCCCAUCUCUUUCAGGAGCUGCAAGCCUCGCCUCAUCGCCCGUUCCUCACACUCCCUGCCGCCAUCCCACCGCUCUCUCUCCUUCUGGCGUCCAAGAAGCAACUAGCGCAGCAGAGGCUGGCAGAUGCAGUGGCGGGUGGUGGCAGGGACGGCCGCGUGGGGGGAGGCAGGAAUGAUAAUGGGGCCGGCAGGAGUGAGGGAGGGAGAGGAUGGGAGGGAGGGGGAGAGGGUGGGGGGGGCGCAUGGGAGGGGCAGGAUGACGACUGGUUGCCUGAUGAUGGAUUCACCCUGGGAGUGGCUUUCUUGCUCACGGUGGCCAAUCAGCGCCUUACCUUUGAGUCCAUGGACUGGUUCUCACUCGCCCUGCACCAUCUCUCCUUUCAACGCCAAGCCAUGCCCACCAACCCUCCCUCCACUCUCACUCCUGCUGCUGCUGCUGCUGUUGGCGGUGGUCGUGGUGCUUCUGCUGCUGGUGCUGUUGGUGCUGAGAAAGGCAAAUCAGGAGGUGGAGGAGCAGAUGUAGGGGAGGAGGAUGAUGAAGAGGAGGAAGGAGAGGGCACUGGAGGUAGUGGAAGAGGGGUGACUUCUCUCUGGUCCUCCUGGUUCGGAGCUGCGGUUGCAGCUGCCGAGCCUGCAGCUUCGCAGCCGGAGCUGUCUCCCGAGCUGACUCACCAGCUUCGGCAGAGGGAGCGAAUGCUGGCAGGCAUGGCAGAGCAGCUGAGCCUCAUGAACGUGGUAACCAUUGCUGCGCUCCGGCUGUUUGAAUCCAGCUCAGCUGCCACACAGUGA
This is a messenger RNA of Closterium sp. NIES-65, 2265 nucleotides long. The record is from the annotation of a GenBank genome assembly. NCBI's taxonomy places the organism in Eukaryota, Viridiplantae, Streptophyta, Zygnematophyceae, Desmidiales, Closteriaceae.